This is a messenger RNA of Carya illinoinensis, 3426 nucleotides long. RefSeq names its product protein FAR-RED IMPAIRED RESPONSE 1-like. Lineage: Eukaryota; Viridiplantae; Streptophyta; Magnoliopsida; Fagales; Juglandaceae. The record is from RefSeq and is a predicted model, not a curated record. Gene Ontology annotation, molecular function: zinc ion binding. The transcript has 6 exons. Bases 1321 to 2754 code for a protein of 477 amino acids.
AAAAGAUAUAACAUUAUUUUGUAUAUCUUUUAAAUAAAUUUAUAUGAUAUGAAUUUCAAUAUUCUCUAGAUGGGGAAAGGGAAGGAGUAUGCAUCUUCUACUACACCUCCUACCGAAGAACAUGCAACAAAUCCAUCAACGCAGGCGAUACCAAUACAAUUUUAUCCGGAUUUGUCAAAUUAUAUGCAUACAAGCAAUCCACCAAUUCCACAUCCAUGGUUACCGCCAUCUGUGGCGUGUCCUAAUGCCAACCCAAUGACAUGGACAAGUCAGGCAAGUCCGAUAUUCCCAUUUCACUCAAGGACUAAUCCUCCGAUUGGGGAACACUCUGCAAGUUCAAGCCAUGCCGUUGAGCCUGAAAGUAUAUCACCUGAGUCUACGGAAAAAAGUAUGUCUAUGCCUUCGUAUCAUGAUACUGUUGAAUCAAAUCAAAAGGACCAAUCUGGGCCAGAUCCGGCAAAUGUAUUGCAUACUGAAGGGGCCGAAAUCGUAGAGGAGCCGAAGUUGGGUAUGGUGUUUCAAUCUGAAGAGGAGUUACUUUCUUACUACAAAAAGUAUGGGAAACAAUGUGGUUUUGGGAUAAUGACACAAAGGAGUCAUAGGUUUGAGGAUGUGAGUGUUAGAUAUGUGACAGUGGGUUGUGCUUGUGGUGGGAAGGCACGGAACCGUACGUCUAAUGUCGCAAGACCACGUCCGACAUCAAAGACAGAUUGUAAGGCAAGGAUAAAUGCCUUAUUUGGAAAAGGGGUGUUGAUGUUGUCGAGUGUUAACAAUACCCAUAAUCACGGCCUAAGUCCACAGAAGUCGAGGUUCUUUCGCUGUAAUAGAGAAGUCAGCGAGUCUGAUAAGAGGGUGUUAGAUAUAAAUGAUCAAGCUGGGAUCAGAAUGAACAAGAGUUUUGCCUCUCUUGUGCAAGAAGCGAGUGGGUUUGAAAACCUCCCUUUCAAUGAAAAAGACUGUUGUAACUAUAUUGACAAGGCACGGCACCUUCGACUUGGGAAAGGUGGCGCUGGAGCCCUCCGUGAGUAUUUUGCUCGGAUGCAAUAUAAGAAUGACGGGUUCUUUUCACUCAUGGAUAUGGAUGAUGACAGGCGGUUGAGGAAUGUAUUCUGGGCAGAUGCCCGAAGUAGGGCAGCCUACAAAUAUUUCGGAGAUGUCGUGACAUUCGACACGACGUAUUUGACAAACAAAUAUGGGAUGCCGUUUGCACCAUUUGUUGGUGUAAACCACCAUGGCCAGUCAAUUUUGCUGGGGGCAUGAUUAAUUUUGAGCGAGGAUACAGAAACGUUUACAUGGUUGUUUCAUACUUGGUUGAACUGUAUGGAUGGUGAAGCUCCCAAGGCUAUUAUCACAGACCAAGAUAGAGCCAUGAAAAAUGCAAUAAAUCUCGUCUUUCCAAAUAGCCGGCACAGAUUUUGUUUCUGGCACAUAUUGAAAAAAAUUCCUGAGAAGCUAGGUUCACACAGUGCAUACAACACCGGGUUGAAGAGUCAGUUGCUAAAUUGUGUAUAUGACUCUCACACAAUAGAGGAGUUUGAGGUGUCUUGGGAGGUGUUCAUUAUGAAGUAUAACUUGCAGGAGAAUGCUUGGUUGAAGAGUUUAUACGAUGAACGUACGUAUUGGGCACCAGUGUUCAUGAAAGAAGUUUUUUGGGCUGGAAUGAGUACAACUCAACGAAGCGAGAGCAUGAAUGCGUUUUUCGAUGGCUACGUGCAUGCUAAGACAAACUUGAAAGAGUUUGUCGAUCAGUUCGAUAAUGCCUUGAGGAAGAAGAUUGAGAAUGAAAGUGCUGCAGACUUCCACUCAUUCAAUUUCACGAUUCCCCUCGUCUCUCCCUCUCCACUUGAGAAGAUUUUUCAAGACAUUUAUACUUGCAAUAAAUUCAGAGAAGUUCAGAAAGAAGUGAUAGGGAUGCUUGCAACUCUUCCAACUCUUCACCGAAAGGAUGAUGUAAUUGCAACUUACCAUGUAGAAGAUGAAGUGAAUGUCGAUGGUUUCAUUAAAGAGGUGACCCACACAACACACAUUAAUGAGGCCGAGUGCGAAGUGAAGUGUUCCUGUGCCUUAUUUGAGAUGAGAGGGAUUUUGUGUAGACAUGUCUUGGGCAUUUUGAGAGUUAACAAAGUCCGAUCGAUUCCAAAUAAGUACAUACUAGAUCGAUGGAGGAAAGACAGGAAACGGACUUACACGCUUAUACGAAGUAGUUAUGACGAAGUUGAUCAGAGGCCUGAAGUUUUGAGAUAUUCACGAAUCAUCAAGAUGUGCUACGAAGUACCCACAAAUGCAGCAUCAUGUGAUGACCACACUGAGGAUAUGCUACGCAAGCUAGAAGAAAUGAACUUAAGCUACCACAGCACUCUCACACCGUCGAAGGUUGUAAGGUCUGCACUCGAUACAACGACUGAAGCAAGUUCGAAGAAAGCACUGAGUCCCCAUGUGGUGAGGGGAAAAGGCAGACCGCCGUCUCUCAGAAAAAAAUCAAUGAUUGAGCGGGUGAAAUCCACGACAAAGAAAGGUAGUCAGAAAGGAAAACGUAAACAGCCGCAUGGACUAGAAGGAGAAGUUGUUGGAACGUGUAGGAACUUAUUUGGGCAAACAGAUAUUGGGAGACAACAAGAUGUCCCAUUUCAGCUGCCUCACAACACUACCGAGGUGUUGGACUUUAGUGCCUCCGAGUAUGGAUUAGCCGUGAAUGAGACUCAAGAAAGUAUGCCCAUUGGGGUGGAUGGAACCCAGCCGGAUAGCUUGCGUUAGACACACCGGUGGGAAUAAAUCUGGCCAUCAUGGGGUUUGUAUCUCAAAUGCACGGCCUACUAUUUUGGGAAGACGAAAUCUUUUUCACGCUUAUUCGAGUUUUUUUAUAAUGUUUUUAUAAUGAAAUAUGUAGUUACCUUAUGGGUACUAAUACUUGGGCAUUUUUUUAUUGUUUAUUCUUGUCACUUGAUUUUUGGUGUUCCCAUUUCAGUUCAGCAAUGGUAGAUGAACAAGAGUUUUGUACAAAAGUAGCCGCCACAGAUUUUUUUGUGUAAUUAUGUGGGUUGGAUCAGCUCAUUGUUUCAUACAUGGCCAAACAGAUUUUGUAUUGCAAGAUGCGUGGAGCUAGACUUGCACAAGAUAUUAAUGGGGUGUACAUAUGUUGGUUUUGGGAUGGCUGGACAGUUGCAGUGUUACAGUACAAAAAACCAGAAGAUGGGUCAAGCUAGGAGAUAUGUGACAGUGGUUAUUUUUUGAUGUGUGGCAUUAAGAUUUUGGUUGAAUUUAUAUGUACAGAUGUAUGGAUAUAUAAUGGGGUUUGUUAGGCAGUUUUUUGAUGCCUGGAACCCAUAGGGAUGGUGUAAAUAUUUUAUGUAAUAUGAUGGGUGGAUAGGAUUUAUAUUAUUUCUUGUUUAGGCAAUUUUGUGAAUUGGUACUUAGUUCAGGGGCCGA